This is a messenger RNA of Phycodurus eques (leafy seadragon), 1981 nucleotides long. It is a transcript of the gene c9, whose product is annotated as complement component 9. Gene Ontology annotation, molecular function: protein binding. The transcript is spliced from 12 exons. The record is from RefSeq and is a predicted model, not a curated record. Gene Ontology annotation, cellular component: membrane attack complex. Gene Ontology annotation, biological process: immune response. The coding region runs from base 34 to 1842 and encodes 602 amino acids. NCBI's taxonomy places the organism in Eukaryota, Metazoa, Chordata, Actinopteri, Syngnathiformes, Syngnathidae.
CCUCAGGCGGCACUGCAUCGAAAACCGACAUCAAUGUGUAAAGGAUAUCACCGCGUGGGCUCAGGAACACUUCAGAAAACCAAUUUCAAGAUGAGGAUCGCCUUCGCCGUCCCGCCGGCCCUCUUUCUCAUGUUGGCGUUCCCUGGAAAAGGAACGGGUGUGGAACUUCCUGAUCCGCCCGCCGUGGACUGCGUGUGGAGUCGCUGGGCCGAGUGGAGCGCGUGUGAUCCGUGCACGUUAACCAGAAGGCGUUCUCGGAGCGCCGUGGUGUUCGGACAGUUCGCCGGCGAGUCUUGCCAGGGUUCCAUCGGCGAGCGAGAGUCCUGCGUAAGCGACGCCACAUGUCAACAACCUCCACAGCCUGCUUGCUCCGACACAGAGUUUCAGUGCGAGUCAGGUUCUUGCAUCAAUAAGAGGCUGACGUGCAACGCGGACUACGACUGCGAAGACGGAUCCGACGAGGACUGCGACCCCGGCCGCCGCCCGUGUUUCUCCGAGGCGCUGGAAAACAACGAGCAAGGCCGGACGGCGGGAUACGGAAUCAACAUUUUGGGGUCGGACCCUCGCAUGAACCCCUUCAACAACGAUUACUUCAACGGCCGAUGCGAUCGAGUGAGGAAUCCAAACACCGGAAAGUACGACCGGCUUCCGUGGAAUGUCGGCGUGCUCAACUAUCAGACGCUGGCGGAAGAAACGGUCUCCAGGGAAAUUUAUGAGGACACGCACAGCCUGCUAAGGGAGAUCCUGAGCGAGAUGAGCAGGAAGGUGGACGCGGGACUUUCCUUCAAGUUCAACCCGAGCGAGGAGUCCAUGUUGAAAGCGCCGGGCAGCGUGGGUUUAGAGUAUCAGUACGAGAAGAAAACCAUGAUCAAGGAGGUUUCCGAGUACUCCAACAUCCGGAACAAGAGCUUCAUGAGGGUGAAGGGCAGGAUCCAGAUGAGCACCUACAGGCUUCGUUCCCACCAGCUCCAAGUGGCCGACGAGUUCUUGGCGCACGUCCGGUCGUUGCCUUUGGAGUACGACAAGGGCAUCUACUUCGCCUUCCUGGAAGACUACGGAACGCACUACACUCAAAACGGAAAGUCUGGCGGGGAAUAUGAACUCAUCUAUGUUCUCAACCAGGACGCCAUCAAGGCCAAAAAUCUGACAGACAGACAAGUUCAAGAAUGUGUCAAAUUGGGCAUCUCGGCGGAUUUUAUCGCAGAAACAAUUAGCGACGGAAAAGCUCACCACAAAGAAGACAAGUGUAAUGACGUAUCCACAAAAGCCCAAGAUGAGAUCGCUGGGAAAGCCGUCGUGGACAAGGUGAUGACGUCCGUGAAAGGAGGCACCCUAGAAAGUGCGGUGACCAUGAGGGCUAAAUUAAAUAAGGAUGGACUGAUGGACAUCGAUACCUAUCAGGCGUGGGCUCGCACCAUCGCCGACGCCCCGGCGCUGCUCAGCAGUGAGCCGCAGCCCAUUUAUACGCUAGUUCCCUUGGGCAUGGCCGACGCCAACGUGAGGAUCGCCAACAUGAAGCGGGGCACAGCGGACUACGUGGCAGAGCACAGCGUUUGCAAGUGUAAGCCGUGCCAAAACGGCGGCACCGUCACGUUGCUGGACGGGAAGUGCUUGUGCCUGUGCCCGCACCUCUUUGAGGGAAUGGCCUGCCAGAACUUCAGAGGCGACAAAGCCAAGUACACAGGCGAACGGCCUGAGGUCUCUCAAGAAGGCAACUGGUCCUGUUGGUCCGACUGGUCUGACUGCAGCGGGGGCAAACGCACCAGGACACGAGGCUGCAACACAAACGGGCUGCUCGGUGCCCUCUGCAGGGGAGACACCAGCAGUGAAGAGUACUGCUGAGGAAUGUAAUACUGCCCUCUAGUGGUCGGAAAUGGCUUCAGUUUACAGACUUGGGCUGCUUUUGCAAGUAGAUUUGUAGUCUUUUUCAAUCAGGGGGGAUUCCAUGUUUUGAAAAUGUGUUUUAUAUUGAAUACAGAGU